Zeugodacus cucurbitae (melon fly) is the source of this 1172-nucleotide messenger RNA. RefSeq lists its product as uncharacterized. Lineage: Eukaryota; Metazoa; Arthropoda; Insecta; Diptera; Tephritidae. The record is from RefSeq and is a predicted model, not a curated record. The coding region runs from base 53 to 1039 and encodes 328 amino acids. The transcript has a single exon.
UAGACACGGUGAGGCCUUCAACCAAACAGUUCAAGUGCAAAUAUCGUUAGCAAUGCUGAGCAAAGUAAUCGUAGCAGUUUUCGUUGUAACGGCAAUUCUGCAACAGGCGACGGCGGCAAACUUGCCGGAGCCGCAGGAUACGCCGAAUGCACAAGAGGCGCAGGACGCGCCAAACACACGUGCAGCGAAGGAACCGCCAAAUUCGAUGGAGGCGCGCGCCGACGAAAUCGUUGAGCGCGCUUUGAAUUUUCUGAAUGUGAAGAACUGGAACGAGAAGGCUAUCGAUAAUCGUUAUAGCGCCGAAGAUGCGACCGCUUUGGCGUAUGCUUUGAAUGAGAUCUACACAGGCACUGCCGCGUCCUUCAAGAAGAUGGUGAAGUUGCAGUUGUAUUUGUUCAAGAAAUUUGAGGAGGCCGGCGAUGUGAAUGACAAAUACCUCUUCAAUGUGGCAUAUUACUUUUUGAAAAUCAAACAGAAUCAGCACUACGCCAGUUUGAGCAACGCUUUGAAGCGUGAGUUGAACGAUUACAUCAGCUAUCUGCCGCCAUCGCUCGAUCAUCUCUUCUUCCAGACAAAGUUCUGCUUGAUGAAUCGCGAACAUCUGAAUUACAUGUAUGCCACCGACACACCAAUUGACCGGCAGCGCGAUUAUAUUUUCGUAUUUAAAAAUGCCAAUGUCAAUAAUAAUAAACGCGCCUGGACCACAAAAGUCACCGAUGUGUCCACCAGUCGGCAGACGAAACUGAAGUUCGCCCUGAAGCACAACCAGUCGAAGCGCGUGGCUUAUUUGGAACGCAGCAACUACAAAGGCAAGAGCAAUAUGGUGGCCGCUUGGCAUUCCAGCUUCCAGCAACCGAGCAAUGGCGAGUGGAAUGUCGCACUCCACCAGAAUCAGCUGAUAUUUAGCCAAAAUGGACGCCUCAUUUGUGCCGAUGGCUCGAUCUACGACCGCAACCAUCUCUACGUGCUUGGACAGGGUGGAAAUGGUAACGGCAAAGAUGCACCCGAAUGCCAGUGGUAUGCCAAGGAGUGCCCAUGAAGGAGUGUGGAGCUGAAAAGUGAUGCAGACAGACUCUGCUAGAAAGUAGUUAAAAGUAAAAAUUGUAUCCUUUUGUGGCGAAAAGACUAAUCUGAAUAAAAAAAAAAAAUGAAAUUUGCAUAUGAAAAAACUU